UUCACGUUCAACUAAGCCAGGCGUCCCUUUGUGGUGAUCGCUAAAAUACUCCCAGCCGGUGUGAUCAAGAAUCUGAAAAGCAAAAUGCAAACCUCACUCUACCUCCUCACUGAAACUGCGAAAUAUCUCAGUGGUGGGGAUACCCCGAUGGCGAAAGAAUGCAAACGACUGAGAGACGAGAACAAGUUUCCUGAACCACUCCUAAGCGACAAAGCCAACCCAAAAAGUCUCGUGCGCAAAUACCUUACUCGGGAAUUGUUCGAGUCCCUAAAGGACAAGAAGACGCCUCGAGGGGUGACACUAUGGGACUGCAUUAACUCCGGAGUCGAAAACCUGGACUCUGGCACUGGUGUCUAUGCUGGGGACGAAGAGAGCUACAAAGAGUUUGCAGAACUUUUUGAUAAAAUCAUCGAGGAUUACCAUUCUCCGUACAAGCUUGCAGAUGGUCAUGUUUCUGACAUGAACCCAGAGAAAAUUGAUGCACCAAACGUGGAUCCUGAGAAUAAGUUUAUACGAUCUACACGUAUUCGUGUUGCGAGGAAUCUCAAGGGGUAUGGCCUGACACCCACUCUUGGAAAAGAAGAACGGAAAGAAUUGGAGAAAAAGGUGGUAGACGUUCUGAACUCCUUGACUGGUGACUUGGCUGGGACAUAUUACCCACUUUCUGGCAUGGAUGAGAAGACAAGGCAACAACUUGUAGAUGACCAUUUCUUGUUCAAGAAAGGGGAUCGCUUCUUGGAAGCUGCUGGCAUUAACAAGGAAUGGCCUGAAGGAAGAGGAAUCUACCACAACAAUGACAAGACCUUCCUUGUAUGGGUCAAUGAAGAAGAUCAGCUUCGUAUCAUCAGCAUGGAGAAAGGAAGCGAUAUUGGAUCAGUGUUUAGCAGACUUUGCCGUGCUGUCAAUGCUGGUGUAUUUGACAUCAGUAACCGUCGACGUCUUGGUCUGUCUGAAGUACAAUGUGUACAAGACAUGUACAAUGGAGUCAAGAAAUUGUUGGAGAUCGAAAACGCUGAAAAACAAUUUGACCCUGACAAGUUUCCCGAAGUUCUCAACAAUCCAGAAGUGAAGUCCCUCCUGAAAAAGCAUCUCAGUCAAGAGAUCUUUAAUGAACUGAAAGAUAAAAAGACUUCCAAUGGAGUAACUCUACUUCAAUGCAUCAAUUCUGGUCUUCAAAAUUUGGACUCAUCCACAGGCGUCUAUGCAGGAGACGAGGAAAGCUACACUCUCUUUGCUCCGAUGUUCGACAAGAUCAUCGAGGAUUACCACUCGCCGUACAAACUUGCCAACAAACAUACUUCUGAUAUGAACCCGGAGAAGGUAGAAGCGCCUGAUCUUGAUGCCGAUGGCUUUUUCAUUAGAUCAACGAGAAUACGUGUUGCUCGUAACCUUAAAGGAUACGCACUGACACCGGCCGUAUCAAAGGAAGCUCGAAUUGAAAUCGAAAAAAAGGUUACUGGUGUAUUAAACAGCUUGACCGGUGAUCUGUCUGGGACGUAUUACCCAUUACAAGGAAUGAGUGAAGAUGUUCGAGAACAACUCGUCCAGGAUCAUUUCCUCUUUAAGAAAGGUGAUAGAUUUUUAGAAGCUGCUGGAGUCAACAAGGAGUGGCCUGAAGGAAGAGGAAUCUUCCACAACAAUGACAAGACCUUCCUCGUAUGGGUCAAUGAAGAAGAUCAGCUUCGUAUCAUCAGCCGUGGUAUCCAUGGUGAACACUCAGUGUCUACUGGAGAAGAUGCUGGUGUAUUUGACAUCAGUAACCGUCGACGUCUUGGUCUGUCUGAAGUACAGUGUGUACAAGACAUGUACAAUGGAGUCAAGAAACUAUUGGAGAUUGAGCAGGCAGCAAUACAGGAAAAACGAUCCAAAUUUCCUGCAGGCCUCAAAGACGAAUCAGUGAAGUCUCUCCUAAAGAAAUAUUUAACCGAAGAAAUGUUCACCGCCUUGAAAGACAAGAAAACCUCCCGUGGCUCGACCCUGUACGACUGCAUCAACUCGGGCGUUGAGAACCUGGAUUCAAGCUGUGGUGUCUACGCAUGUGACGAAGAAUGUUACGAAAUGUUCAGUGAUCUCUUCAAUGCUGUUAUAGAGGACUACCACGGGCCCUACAAACUCGCAGACAAGCACGUCUCCGAUAUGAGUCCAGAAAAAGUUGACGCCCCUAAUUUGGACUCGGAAGGAAAAUUCAUCCGAUCAACUCGUAUUCGAGUGGCCAGGAAUGUGAAGGGAUUUGCACUCGCACCUGGACUGGCGAGUAAGGAGAGGGUGGAACUUGAAGAGAAGAUUGUAAAGGUGCUGGCAUCUUUGACUGGUGAUUUGGCAGGGAAAUAUUACCCACUGUCUGGCAUGGAUGAGAAGACGAGGAAACAACUGGUUGACGAUCAUUUCUUGUUCAAGAAAGGGGAUCGCUUCUUGGAAGCUGCUGGAAUCAAUAAGCAGUGGCCUGAAGGAAGAGGAAUCUUCCACAACAAUGACAAGACCUUCCUCGUAUGGGAAGAUGCUGGUGUAUUUGACAUCAGUAACCGUCGACGUCUUGGUCUGUCUGAAGUACAAUGUGUACAAGACAUGUACAAUGGAGUCAAGAAACUGAUGGAGAUUGAACAGGCUUAGUACAAUUAAUAAAGAAAGUCAAUUCUGAGCUAUCUUAGCUGACAUGUAGGAAAGUAAGGAUAGUUGGCUGUUGGACUAAGGUUCGAAAUAGAGCUUUUACUUCCUAGUUAACAAAGUUUUAUUCUAUAGUUUUGAAGGUAGAAUUGGACUGAAAGGAUUYUUGCAGGGAAUGCUUUCCAAGGGAAUUUGUAAACAUAUUUGAAUUAUGCUGAAAUCAAGUGCCCCUUACGCCUAACUCAAUAUUUUCAGUAUUGAUUCUACUUGAAGUUAAUAGUUGAAUGGUAAAAUGUUUUUAAAAAAAAUGAUUUUAGUGAUGCAUCAAACCUCAAGAUUUAAUUUUUUUCAAAAUAUUAAUGCAUGUGAUGUCAUAGGAGGCAUUCAUUAAAAUAUACAAAACUUUUCUGGGUCAGUAAAACUUCCUGUAUAAAACAUAAUUGUCUCACUUUAGGUUAUUGAAAAUUUUUUCUCAUGGUAAUCAGUGUUUCUAUUUACAAAUGAUGCUAAAUAAACUCAAAUGCUUCCUAUGCCAUCACACUCAUUAACAUAUUGCAAGUAUAAACCUUGAAAUCUCCAAGAUACAUCACUCAAAUGAUAUAAAAAAUAAUUUGCCAUUCAACUAUUCACUUCAUGUAAAAUCAUAGUAAGUUGUUUUCGUUAGGUAUAAAUCCCUAACAUGAAUGAUCUUUUCUACGUACGCCAAGACGACAAAUAAAUCUUCUUCUUCAUGUAAAAUCAAUAUUGAACUUAUUGAGUUAGGGUUUAUAGGCACUUUAAUAGUAACAAACAUGGUUUGAAGUUUGAAAUGGUAUAUUAAGAGCGGUAUCCACAUCUAUAUAUAAAAGAAUUUUCAGUUUUGCAACUGCUAGAUCAUUAAACUGGGCCAAGUUAUGGAAUAUCUCGCAUAUACAUUGCCGAAAUGAGUCCGAAACUUUCGUCUAGUUCAAGUGCUAUACUGGUGUGAAAAUGUGUGAAUAAAAAAAUAUUAAAGAAAACAA
Molecule: messenger RNA, 3605 nt
Organism: Actinia tenebrosa (Australian red waratah sea anemone)
Lineage: Eukaryota; Metazoa; Cnidaria; Anthozoa; Actiniaria; Actiniidae
Product: arginine kinase
Biological process (GO): phosphocreatine biosynthetic process
Molecular function (GO): creatine kinase activity
Source: RefSeq, a predicted model, not a curated record